UCGUCGAAAGUCGUAAUACAAGCAGCGAGAAUGCAAGAUCCAAGGAUGCCACCAUCAGAGGAAGGUUUGAAUCUUAAGCCGCCUAAACAGAAAAGCUCUGCUAACAAAGGACCUCUGUUUCUGUUAGAAAGAAAUAAUAUUAAAGGGGCUCAGCAGGUACAGGGAUCCCUACCAUUAAAAGGGAAAAAGACGUCAAAGAGGAACCCGAAGAAUGAAAUGUCUCCAAUAUUUCAGCAACCUGAGAGAUCUAACUCAGAUUCAUUACCAGACUCUUCUACAUCUGGAAACGAGUACCGCGUGCUGAGGCGCAAGUAUUUGCUACUGGAGGAAGAGAGCUUUACAUUGGGUAAAGAGGUUAAAGAAAUUGAAGAUGAGGUCAAGGCUCUUGAAGAUGAAAAGUUUGCCCUACUGGAUCAGCUUGUUGUAUUAGAAGGUCUAAUAGAUUCUUCAGAAAUGCAAUCUCAUUGAGCUUAGGUACUAUUCAGUACUUUUUUGCUUCAUGCUAGUCUCUAUAUUUUGUGUGCUUGUAUAUCAUAUGGAAGUAAUAAACCGCAGGGGAAAGUUAGUUUUAUUUUUUAAGUGAUUUUAGAAGUUCUUUCGGGCGAAAAGUGGACAUGGAACUACUCAGAUGUUGGCUGGGCCAAAAGACAUGAGCUCUUAAAGAGAGUUCUGGGUUAUGUUGUGCAGUGCAGGUGUAACCGGUAAUAAGCUUUACGUAAAUGAAACUUAAAUAUUCAUCA
This is a messenger RNA of Hibiscus syriacus, 740 nucleotides long. RefSeq lists its product as uncharacterized. The transcript has 2 exons. The record is from RefSeq and is a predicted model, not a curated record. The coding region runs from base 31 to 468 and encodes 145 amino acids. NCBI's taxonomy places the organism in Eukaryota, Viridiplantae, Streptophyta, Magnoliopsida, Malvales, Malvaceae.